AUGACUAGAAAUUAUCCACAUAUCCUCGAGCAUGGUAAUCUAGACUCCAUGUUACUUGCUUCCAUCACCACCCGCUACCAGCAAAGCAAACUAUCCAGACAGUGGAAUUGCGAGCCCUGCAGCCAUAUACCCGGGGGAGUGUUUGGUCUCCAUGCAUUCAGCCUCAUCAAAAAAGCCCAGCGGGAGGGCCAGGUGGCACACACCCUCCGCGAGUAUCACCUGCGCUACGGGAAUACCAUCAAUUCCAACGUUCUUGGCCGGAAUUUGAUCUUCACCGUGGACUCGGAGAAUAUACAGGCCAUGCUGAGCAACCACUUCUCGAGCUUCGGUCUCUCCACACAUCGGUAUGCUCAGUAUUCGCCCUUUCUGGGUGAAGGCAUCUUUACCUCUGACGGGCAAGCCUGGGAGCAGACCCGUAAGCUGCUCCGGCCGCAAUUUGCAAAGGACGCCAUGCCGUCCCUGCAGUGGUUUGAUUAUCACUUUCAGCAUCUGAUGCAGAACUUUGCAUCUGAUGGCCAGCCGUUUGAUAUCCAGGAGAUCUUUUUCCGUCUCUCUCUGGACACUGCUACGGGGUUUCUUUUCGGAGAGUCCGUCGAGUCUCUUGUUUCGGCGUCGCAGAACAGAACGGGCAUCCCGGAGAAUUCCGUGCGAGGAAAGUCACCGGGUUUCGCCGAGGCUUUUGACCACGCCCAGCACAUCUGCUUCCAGCGCAGUGCCAUGUUGGAGUUCUAUCCGCUCAUCAACCCAAGUAGCUUCCGGACGGCCACUGCGGUCGUGCAUCGGUUCAUCAAUUACUACGUGAACAAGGCACUGCAAUGUGGGAAAGAAAAGGACAUCGAAAAAGACCCCGACGGGCGAUACCACUUCCUCUGUGCGCUUGCCGGCCACACGGACGAUCCGAAGGUGCUGAGAGAUCGGCUGGUGAAUGUGCUGCUUGCCAGUCGCGACGAUGUUGGCAGCCUGCUCAGUUCCAUCUUCUAUCCGCUGGCUCGCGACCAGGUCGCCUGGCAGAAGCUCAAGGACGAGGUGACUGCCGCAGUCAGCGGUGCUGCAUUACGGCUCUUCCCCCCUGUCCCCUUGAACGCUCGCUUCCCCCUUCACGACACCACACUUCCAGUCGGAGGCGGUCCCGACGACCAAUCCCCGGUCUUUGUUCGCAAAGGCCAAGUCGUGGGCUACUCAGUCUGGUCUCUCCACCGACGCCCUGAUCUCUGGGGCCCAGACGCAGAGAGCUUCCGGCCGGAGAGGUGGCAGGGACGCAAGCAGACAGUCGCGGACUUUCUUCCCUUUAAUUCCGGGCCACGCGUCUGUCCAGGCCAGCAAUUUGCCGUGGUUCAAGUCAGCCACAUGAUAUUCCGGGCAGUGCAACAUUUGGAUCGCGUCGAGAAUGCCGACCUAGGACCCGACCUGGGAAUGCAUCCUCGCAUGCGCCAGACUCUGACCAUGUCUCAUGAGAACGGGGUGUGUGUGCGUGUGUAUCGAUCAAGUGCUUAGGUACCUAUGGUCUUUGUUUAUC
This is a messenger RNA of Aspergillus wentii DTO 134E9, 1516 nucleotides long. RefSeq names its product cytochrome P450. NCBI's taxonomy places the organism in Eukaryota, Fungi, Ascomycota, Eurotiomycetes, Eurotiales, Aspergillaceae. The record is from RefSeq and is a predicted model, not a curated record. Bases 1 to 1494 code for a protein of 497 amino acids. Gene Ontology annotation, molecular function: iron ion binding; heme binding; oxidoreductase activity, acting on paired donors, with incorporation or reduction of molecular oxygen, reduced flavin or flavoprotein as one donor, and incorporation of one atom of oxygen. The transcript has 4 exons.